AGCAGGAAGCUCGCGCCGCCGCCGUCCCGCUGCGCUCGGUUUCCCCCGACGCGUUCAGGACCUGCUGCGCCAGGCGCGCCGUCCCCCGGGCCCCGCGUGCGUCCCCACGAGGAGAGUGACCCCACCGCCCGACCUUCUCCUCCUGCCGCCGGCCAGGGGCCCCGGGGGCCAAGCGUGCCCGGCCGCAACUCUCGCAGCCCUUUCGCCGCCUUGCAAGCCAUGGACGCCACGGAGCCGCAGCCGGACCCCGAUGGCGGGGACGCCCCUGGCCACGAGCCAGGGGGCAGCCCCCAGGACGAGUUCGACUUCUCCAUCCUCUUCGACUAUGACUAUCUGAAUCCUAUCGAAGAAGAAUCGAGUGCGCAUAAGGCCGGCAGCCCACCCUCCGGACUCGAAUACCCCGGCGAUGUCCUGGACUGUGGCCUCAAGCCAUACAGCCCCCUUACCAGUAGUCUCUCUGGCGAGCCCCCCGGCCGGUUCGCAGAGCCGGAUAGAGUAGGGCCCCAGAACUUUCUGAGCCCGGCCCAGCCAGUGAGGGCCUCGGGCCUGAGCCCUCGGAUUGAAAUCACUCCUUCCCAUGAACUGAUGCAGGCAGGGGGUUCCCUCCGCAUGAGAGAUGCUGGCCUGCCGCCAGAGCCGCCGCUGGUCGGGGCGGCCGCCGGCCCGAGGUUCACCUUGCCCGUGCCCGGCUUCGAGGGCUACCGCGAGCCGCUUUGCUUGAGCCCCGCUAGCAGCGGCUCCUCUGCCAGCUUCAUUUCCGACACCUUCUCCCCCUACACCUCGCCCUGCGUCUCGCCCAAUAACGGCGGGGCCGACGACCUGUGUCCUCAGUUUCAAAACAUCCCUGCUCAUUAUUCCCCCAGAACGUCGCCAAUAAUGUCACCUCGAGCCAGCCUCGCCGAGGACACCUGCCUGGGCCGCCACUCACCCGUGCCCCGUCCGGCCUCCCGCUCCUCGUCGCCUGGUGCCAAGAGGAGGCAUUCGUGCGCCGAGGCCGUGGGUGCCCCGCUGCCCGGAGCUUCCCCCCAGCGCUCCCGGAGCCCCUCGCCACAGCCCUCGUCUCACCUGGCGCCUCCCCGUGACGACGGCGCCCCAGCUGGCCACCCCCCAACGGCCGGCUCUGCCGUCCUCAUGGACGCCCUGAGCAGCCUCACCGCGGACUCGCCUUGUGGGGUUCCCCCGAAGAUGUGGAAGACCAGCCCUGACCCGUCACCUGUGUCCGCCGUCCCAGCCAAGGCCAGUCUGGCCCGCCACAUCUACCCGGCCAUGGAGUUCCUGGGGCCCUGCGAGCAGGAGGAGAGGAGGAACUCGGCCCCUGAGUCCAUCCUGUUGGUGCCGCCAACCUGGCCCAAGCAGCUGGUGCCGGCUAUUCCCAUCUGCAGCAUCCCGGUGACUGCGUCCCUCCCUCCACUGGAGUGGCCACUCUCCAGCCAGUCGGGCUCCUAUGAGCUACGGAUCGAGGUGCAGCCCAAGCCGCAUCACCGGGCACACUAUGAGACGGAGGGCAGCCGAGGGGCCGUCAAAGCUCCAACCGGAGGCCACCCUGUGGUUCAGCUCCACGGCUACAUGGAAAACAAGCCCCUGGGGCUGCAGAUCUUCAUCGGGACAGCCGAUGAGCGCAUCCUGAAGCCGCACGCCUUCUACCAGGUGCACCGGAUCACAGGCAAGACCGUCACGACCACCAGCUACGAGAAGAUCGUGGGCAACACCAAAGUCCUGGAAAUCCCCUUGGAGCCAAAGAACAACAUGAGGGCAACCAUCGACUGUGCGGGGAUCCUGAAGCUCCGGAAUGCAGACAUCGAGCUACGCAAAGGCGAGACGGACAUCGGCAGGAAGAACACGCGGGUGAGGCUGGUGUUCCGAGUGCACAUCCCCGAGGCGAGCGGCAGGAUCGUGUCCUUGCAGACUGCGUCCAACCCCAUUGAGUGCUCCCAGCGAUCUGCCCACGAAUUGCCCAUGGUGGAGAGACAGGACAUUGACAGCUGCCUGGUAUACGGCGGCCAGCAGAUGAUCCUCACCGGACAGAACUUCACUGCCGAGUCUAAAGUUGUGUUCACCGAGAAGACCACAGAUGGACAGCAAGUGUGGGAGAUGGAGGCGACCGUGGAUAAGGACAAGAGCCAGCCUAACAUGCUUUUUGUCGAGAUCCCCGAGUAUCGGAACAAGCACAUCCGCACCUCUGUGAAGGUGAACUUCUACGUCAUCAACGGCAAGAGGAAACGGAGUCAGCCUCAGCACUUUACCUACCACCCAGUCCCAGCCAUCAAGACAGAGCCCACGGAUGAGUACGACCCCUCUCUGCUCUGCAGCCCUGCCCAUGGAGGCCUAGGGAGCCAGCCAUACUACCCGCAGCACCCCAUGGUGGCUGAGUCCCCCUCAUGCCUGGUGACCACCAUGGCACCCUGCCAGCAGUUCCGCUCGGGGCUCUCAUCUCCUGAUGCCCGCUACCAACAGCAGAACCCAGCAGCCGUCCUCUACCAGCGGAGCAAGAGUCUGAGCCCCAGCCUGCUGGGCUACCAGCAGCCGGCUCUCAUGGCCACGCCCCUGUCCCUCGCGGACACCCAUCGCUCUGUGCUGGUGCACGCUGGCUCGCAGGGCCAGGGCUCGACCCUGCUGCACCCGUCUCCCACCAACCAGCAGGCCUCGCCCGUGAUCCACUACUCGCCCACCAACCAGCAGCUACGCUGCGGGAGCCACCAAGAGUUCCAGCACAUCAUGUACUGCGAGAAUUUUGCACCCGGCCCCACCAGGCCUGGCCCACCCCCUGUCAGUCAAGGUCAGAGGCUGAGCCCGGGUUCCUACCCCACAGUCAUCCAGCAGCAGAAUGCCACAGGUCCAAGAGCUGCCAAAAAUGGACCUCCAGUCAGUGACCCAAAGGAAGUCUUACCUGCAGGAGUGACAAUUAAACAGGAGCAGAACCUGGACCAGACCUACCUGGAUGACGUUAAUGAGAUCAUCAGGAAGGAGUUUUCAGGACCUCCUGCCAGAAAUCAGACGUAGAAGCCGCCAUUACUCAGACGCCUUCCAUAGCAGACCCCUCGGAGUCCCCCACUGUCCAGCUCUUCGGCCCAGAGGCUGCAUGCAGAACAAGGCGUUUGAGUGCCCAUAGAGGAGCCGGCCCCCCGCCCAUGCAGACCCAAGCGGCCCUGUACUUCUCUGCAUCUUCCUUUUAGAUCCGUGGGAACUUUUCCAGUGGAACCUGCCAGCAUCUCAGCCAGCUGUUAAGUGCCUGCCCACUAAAGUGACAUCUGGGCCCAGACAGGACACCAGAACUCAGAAUUGACCUGUGGUCUGAGCGACUGGAGCCUGGGAUUGACUGAGGAGACCCCAGCCCUCGGCAUUCAUGUUUCCUGUCACACAUACAACCAUGGCCCCCUGCCCCACCCCAGGAAUCCCAAAACUGACACGCCGACGGGGCCCAUCCUUGCCAUCGCAAAAGCUUUGGUCCUGAAUUUUUUUCCUUCCUGAACAAAAUUUCCUUCCCCACCAAGACCACCUCUCCCAGUGUCUUGGUGUUAAGUUAUAACGUGUCCACAUUUGUUAGCAUCUGGGUUUCUCUGCGUCAGGGAGCUGGUGCCGACCGCCGAGAUCCUGCCCCCCACCCCGGGGCAGUGCACCUGCAGACCCAGGAGACUCCUGCUGCGGCUGUCCCGCUCCCCAAGGUCCCCACUUGCCUUUGUCCUAACGGCUGGAGUACUUUCCCAUCCAUCAUGUGCAUGAAAUUUUGAAGAGGAAAUGGUAGAACGGCUAAUGCAAUCCACGCCCCCCCCCAAAAAAAUUCAAGUGUUUUUGUUAAGGAAAAAGGACCCUGUGCUUCUGCAAGUGGAUUUUUAUCCAGCGAAAGAGGAGAGGAGCCCGCUUUCCUCUCCACCUUCAACUUAAAACAGGAAAUCUCAUGAGGUAGCCAUUGGUUGCUUUUUACCUGACUCCACCUACAGAGGGCCCCAGAGUGCCAGCCCCUGCAGCCCUGCCUCCAUCGGCAGGCACAUCCUUUUCCUCACUGAAUUGGGGCCACCACAGGUCCAGCUCUGCACCCAUCCAAUGUGGGUCAAGUGAAGGGCCUCCCAAGAAAUCCAUGCAGUUAUUUUUUUCAUAGCACACUUUUGUUUUUUUGAAGACCCCUUGUCUGUGACUUCUCACGGAGCUCACUACUAAUCUAAUCUUUCUCCAUUGGUGCAGUUUUUGCCAACAAAACCCUUAGAGUCCUUGGGUGAGUUUUUCUGGGACUGUUGUUUCUCUAGGCAUUCAUGACACCCACUCCCUGCUCCUCGCCCCCUCCCCAGGAUAAACUGGGAAUUCCUCUUCAGUUCGCAGCCAAAGAUUAACCCAGGGGAGCUUUCUUAGCCCUGCCUGCUGCAUACAGACUCAAGAUCAAAGUCACAGCCACCAAGUGCCCAGGGUGGGUCUUCCACGCCCUGGCUUCCUUGUCAAGGUUCCUCAGAGAUCAGCCUUCCUGGGAGCUGGGUCUGUGGGCUUGCUUGCACCUCACCUUGGGUCUGAUCAGUUUCUAUCCGCCAUUCCCUGGGCCCUCAGGGGUGCCCCCAUGCCCUCUUCUCAGCAUCUGCAAUGGCAGUACCUUCUCAUCAGCCGAGGACGCCCCUGUGGCAGUAGCUGUGGCCCAUGGCGUCCCUAGCUUCACCGGAUGGGAGGAGAGCUGGGGACAGUGAGCCCUUCUCCCUCGGCCUGGCUCAGGGCCGCAGCCUGCACGCCAGGGGAUCCGGUCUUCCCUCACUCAUCUGAAUGUUUCGCCCAAGUGCCUUCCUGCUCUUGUAGCCAAGUGGCUCUGCUCCAUUGUCCUCAGGGCGAGAGCCCUAAUGCAUCUUCCAUCGUUAGUCUCCUGCCUGGGAUUAGCACAAAUGGCCUGCUGGUAGCUCCAGCCCCUGCACACAGAUGUGCGUGUCUGGGUGUGUGCACAACACACACAGACAAACCCUCUCUGCUACCACAUCUCAGCUGGAUAUUGCAGGAAGCACUUUGAUCCACAACUACACCUAGCAGCCGAGAAGAGAGAAAGCAAGUCUCCAGACACACGCAGGUCAUGGAACGUGGAGGAGGAGCCGACAGCUGUCGGGAGAGCUGGAUGCGUCAGAGGUGCCAGGAGCAAUUGCUUGUGAAAUACUUUCAGUACGGGAAGAGGCAAUAAGACCCUCUAAAGCACAAGACUGUGUGGGGAAAUGAGAGUCGGAGCAAUGACAGGACGUACCACACGUCCAUUAGAAGGGUCUCAGUUAAGUCGUAGUUUGCACUUGCCAUGUCCAAGUUUGUGUAAAUAGGCAGCCCUCAGACGGGGGACACAUUGCUGAGUGUAUUGCCGAAGGUCGCGAGUCUUCCUGCAUUGUACAAAAGCUACUGCGGCUUGAUAAUACAUAGCAGUCUGAAUUCGUUAGUAUGUCAUUAAAUUUUAUUUUCUUAUCUGUAUUUUUAUGCUUUCUAGCUAUCCUCAGAAUAUUACACCCUUCUUGGAAUUAGAAAAUAUUUAUAAAUGCUCAGAAGUCUUUGGAAUUGUCUCUUUUUACACAUGUGGGUUUUGUGUUUUGUUUUCUUUUUCUUAAGAGAAAUGAUGUAUUUGAGAAGGAUUUGCUGACAUUCCAAGACACCAAAGCCCUCCAAUGGGGACACUUUUCCUCUCAGAAGGUUCCCAGAGGGCUGGGAAGGGCGGGAGGAGUGGUCGUGAGCAGACAGAUACCUGUCCCUUGCCUAAGAACAAUGUGGACUUUCUUCAGCACUGGGCCUGGGUCUCCUCACUGAGAGAAUGACUGUGAGACCACCACCCCCUUUCAUCCCCACCAAAGACAGACUCAGAGUGGGGUUUCAAUGAAAACAACACCAACCAGCAACAAAGCCCUGCCUGCAGACGGGAGACUCCAAGGGGGUCCCCUUACCAGCGCAGGCCAAGGCAUCCAUAUGGAACUGACAAACCUAGCACUGCUGGCCACCUGCAGCCAUGGUCUAAAGAGAACCUGGGUCCCCAGCACGCACGCACACACACAGCCUGGGAGGAGUGGAGCUGACAGCCUCUAAGAGCCAGAAGUCACAACCUGCGUUCAUGUGCAUCCAGAGGCCGAGGCACCUGCCCCAGUGAGCUAGAGCUGACACACCAAGACCAAAAGCCCAUGUGUUCUGACAUUUGCGUGCUCAGCACUUGCUAGUGAGGCUGAAAGUGUUUAUUUCCAUGUAAAAAAGACAUGCCAUUUCCAAGUGCUUUCUGUUGCUCACAGUUAGAGAUGGCCAGGUCCACAGAAGAGCCGUGUUUACAGAAGCAGUGGUGGGGGUGGUGGCUGUGACAAGCAAUCCUACGUGCAUCUCCUGGAGAGGCAGCUCUUUAAGGAUCCACCAAAGCCUCCAGGGGGGGUCUCCUCUCACCCUGAGCUUGGGUGUAGAGUUCAUGGGCCCAAACCAGCCAACUAAUAGCCGGGCCAUCCGGCAUUCAUGACAAAAGCAGUGUCAUGUCCAACCGCACUGCCCAAUGCCAAGAUUUCUCAGCUUACCUGCCUCCAAGUUAGCCGGCACCAUAGUCCUUACUCUGGGACUGGCAAGGAGGGGAUGGGGAAUCUGGCUGA
Messenger RNA from Ochotona curzoniae (black-lipped pika), 6560 nucleotides. It is a transcript of the gene NFATC2, whose product is annotated as nuclear factor of activated T cells 2. Gene Ontology annotation, cellular component: transcription regulator complex. Bases 220 to 3000 code for a protein of 926 amino acids. NCBI's taxonomy places the organism in Eukaryota, Metazoa, Chordata, Mammalia, Lagomorpha, Ochotonidae. Gene Ontology annotation, molecular function: transcription factor binding; DNA-binding transcription factor activity, RNA polymerase II-specific; RNA polymerase II cis-regulatory region sequence-specific DNA binding. The transcript has 10 exons. The record is from RefSeq and is a predicted model, not a curated record. Gene Ontology annotation, biological process: regulation of transcription by RNA polymerase II; cytokine production; calcineurin-NFAT signaling cascade.